AUGAAGAAUAAUGAUCCAAAACAUGCUAACUUUGACUCUCAGCAGAAUAAUGAUCCAAAAUAUACCAGCUUUGACUCUCAGCAGAGUAAUGAUAAAAAAUAUACCAGCUUUCACUCUCAGCAGAAUAAUUAUCCAAAACAUGCUAACUUUGACUCUCAGCAGAAUAAUAAUCCAAAAUAUACUAGCUUAGACUCUCAGCAAGAUAAUGAUCCAAAAUAUGCUAACUUUGACUCUAAGCAGAAUAAUGAUCCGAAACAUGCUAACUUUGAUUAUAAGCAGAAUAAUGAUCCAAAAUAUACCAGCUUUGACUCUCAGCAGGAUAAUGAUCCAAAAUAUACUAGCUUUGACUCUCAGCAGUAUAAUGAUCCAAAACAUGUUAACUUUGACUCUCAGCAGAAUAAUGAUCCAAAAUAUACUAGCUUUGACUCUCAGCAGGAUAAUGAUCCAAAAUAUGCUAACUUUGACUCUCAGCAGAAUAAUGAUCCAAAACAUACUAGCUUUGACUCUCAGCAGGAUAAUGAUCCAAAAUAUAUUAGCUUUGACUCUCAGCAGGAUAGUGAUCCUAAAUAUACUAGCUUUGACUCUCAGCAGGAUAAUGAUCCAAAAUAUAUUAGCUUUGACUCUCAGCAGGAUAAUGAUUCAAAACAUGCUAACUUUGACUCUCAGCAGAAUAAUGAUCCAAAAUAUACUAAAUUUGACUCUCAGCAGGAUAAUGAUCCAAAACAUGCUAACUUUGACUCUCAGCAGAAUAAUGAUCCAAAAUAUACUAGCUUUGACUCAGCAGGAUAA
This is a messenger RNA of Limulus polyphemus (Atlantic horseshoe crab), 789 nucleotides long. RefSeq names its product bifunctional endo-1,4-beta-xylanase XylA-like. Lineage: Eukaryota; Metazoa; Arthropoda; Merostomata; Xiphosura; Limulidae. The record is from RefSeq and is a predicted model, not a curated record. The transcript is spliced from 2 exons. Bases 1 to 789 code for a protein of 262 amino acids.